AUGGCCACGCAUCACGUUCGUCACCCGUCCCAUCAAUCCAAAAAGUCGCAACCUGCGCACGCACGGCCUUCCAGGCCUCUGUCAAAGCGGACUCAUUCCCACGGAAGCAAAUCCGCUUCCAAAGUCGUUCAUUACAAGGAAGUCGAAUCCGACGAAGACGAGGACUCAAUGGCGGUUAGCUUUCUGAACUACUGCACUGUCUGCGAGAAGCAAAUCAUUGUUCCUAGUAACUCUGUGCUCUACUGCUCGGAAAGCUGCAAGAAGAAGGACACCGAGAAGAGCCUUACCUAUUCAUACGAUCAUUACUCACCGCCAACUACGCCGUUUGCCAACUUCACCUUUGACGACUUUGCCUUCCGCGACAUUGUACCUCAGCGCUCCCCCACUCAGCCUGAGUCAAAACGCUCAUCAUGUGCCUUCUCCGACAUCUCAUCAGACGACAACAGCGCCGACCGGUAUCAGCGCUUUGAUUCGGACGCGUCAAAGUACCUUCGCAAAUUCCAAUCACCUGCAUACUUCCCUGAUACCGUUCGACCCCGCUACAACCGUAACUCCACUUCGCAAAUCAGCUUUAGUGCCGCUCCUUCGCUCUCACAUACCCCGGCCUCGUCGGUGAGCUACUCGCUUCCAUACACACCCGCCACUACAAGGCCUCUCCCACCUAGGACAAAGCCGUCGCAUAGUGGAUCUUAUGGAGCCAAGUCCAUCGACCUGGUUACCCCAUUAACGGCUCCGUCGAGUCCAAAGUCAUACUCGCACAAGUCAGCGGCAUCCAUAUCAAAAACGUCUACUAGUACAAUCGAAGGCGAGAUUGUCUAUGCCAAGUCACCGGUUCCUGAGCCAUCGUUCGCCAGUGGAAGUCUUGGUCGAUUGCUUGCUUCAACACCUCGUUAA
This is a messenger RNA of Alternaria burnsii, 894 nucleotides long. RefSeq lists its product as uncharacterized. Bases 1 to 894 code for a protein of 297 amino acids. NCBI's taxonomy places the organism in Eukaryota, Fungi, Ascomycota, Dothideomycetes, Pleosporales, Pleosporaceae. The record is from RefSeq and is a predicted model, not a curated record. The transcript has 3 exons.